UGAGUGACGAUGGCAGGGAGGACGUGACCCGCACGGACCCUCGUCCAUCCAGGGAGUGGCACCACCAUGCAGAAGCCCAGUGGCCUGAAGCCCCCUGGCCGUGGGGGGAAACACUCGAGCCCUGUGGGCCGGACGUCCACUGGGUCCACCUCGGCCUCUGCCACAGCGGUGGCCACCGGCUCCAAGGAAGGCUCCCCCCUGCACAAGCAGGCCUCGGGCCCCUCCUCUGCAGCCGCCACCCCCGAGAAGCCCGGCACGAAGGCGGCUGAGGUGGGCGACGACUUCCUGGGGGACUUCGUGGUGGGCGAGCGGGUGUGGGUGAACGGCGUGAAGCCGGGCGUGGUGCGCUUCCUGGGUGAGACGCAGUUCGCGCCGGGCCAGUGGGCGGGCGUGGUGCUGGACGAGCCGGUGGGCAAGAACGACGGCGCCGUGGGCGGCCUGCGCUACUUCGAGUGCCCGGCCCUGCAGGGCAUCUUCACGCGGCCCUCCAAGCUGACCCGGCAGCCCACGGCCGAGGGCUCGGGCAGCGACGCCCACUCGGCAGAGUCGCUGACCGCCCAGAACCUGUCGCUGCACUCAGGCACAGCCACGCCGCCGCUCGGCAGCCGCGUGGUUCCCCUGCGGGAGAGCAUCCUCAACAGCUCCGUCAAGACAGGCAACGAGUCGGGCUCCAACCUCUCCGACAGUGGCUCUGUGAAGCGGGGUGACAAGGACCUGCGCCUGGGAGACCGCGUGCUGGUUGGCGGGACGAAGACUGGCGUGGUGCGGUAUGUGGGGGAGACAGAUUUUGCCAAGGGCGAGUGGUGUGGCGUGGAGCUGGACGAGCCCCUUGGGAAGAACGAUGGGGCAGUGGCAGGCACCAGGUACUUCCAGUGCCCACCCAAGUUUGGUCUCUUCGCACCCAUCCACAAGGUGAUCCGCAUUGGCUUCCCGUCCACCAGCCCGGCCAAGGCCAAGAAGAGCAAGCGCAUGGCCAUGGGCGUCUCGGCCCUGACCCAUAGCCCCAGCAGUUCCUCCAUCAGCUCUGUCAGCUCCGUGGCCUCUUCCGUGGGGGGCCGGCCCAGCCGCAGCGGCCUGCUCACGGAGACCUCUUCGCGCUACGCCCGCAAGAUCUCGGGCACCACAGCCUUGCAGGAGGCUCUGAAGGAGAAGCAGCAGCACAUUGAGCAGCUGCUGGCUGAGCGGGACCUGGAGCGGGCCGAGGUGGCCAAGGCCACGAGCCACAUCUGCGAGGUGGAGAAGGAGCUCGCCCUGCUCAAGGCGCAGCACGAGCAGUAUGUUGCAGAAGCAGAGGAGAAGCUGCAGCGGGCCCGGCUGCUCGUGGAGAGCGUGCGGAAGGAGAAGGUGGACCUGGCCAACCAGCUGGAGGAGGAGAGGAGGAAGGUGGAGGACCUGCAGUUCCGAGUGGAGGAGGAGUCCAUCACCAAGGGAGACCUGGAGACCCAGACGCAGCUGGAGCACGCACGCAUUGGGGAGCUGGAGCAGAGCCUGCUACUGGAGAAGGCGCAGGCCGAGCGGCUGCUCCGAGAAUUAGCCGACAACAGGCUGACCACGGUGGCCGAGCAGUCGCGUGUGCUGCAGCUGGAGGAGGAGCUGAGCCUGCGGCGGGGCGAGAUCGAGGAGCUGCAGCAGCGUCUGCUGCACUCAGGCCCACUGCCCCCCGACCACCCCGAGGCUGCCGAGACCCUGCGGCUGCGCGAGCGGCUGCUGUCGGCCAGCAAGGAGCAGCAGAGGGAGAGCGGCGUGCUGCGGGACAAGUACGAGAAGGCCCUGAGGGCCUACCAGGCCGAGGUGGAGAAGCUCCAGGCGGCCAACGAGAGGUACGCGCAGGAGGUGCUGGACCUCAGGGCCAAGGUCCAGCAGGCCACCAGCGAGAACAUGGGGCUCAUGGACAACUGGAAGUCCAAACUGGACUCGCUGGCCUCGGACCACCAGAAGUCCCUGGAGGACCUCAAGGCCACCCUGAACUCGGGCCCGGGCGCCCAGCAGAAGGAGAUCGGGGAGCUGAAGGCCGUGAUGGAGGGCAUCAAGAUGGAGCACCAGCUGGAGCUGGGCAACCUGCGGGCCAAGCACGACAUUGAGACCGCCAUGCACGUGAAGGAGAAGGAGGGCCUGCGGCGGGAGCUGCGCGAGGCCCAGGACCAGCGCCGCGAUGCCGAGCUGCGGGUGCACGAGCUGGAGAAGCUGGACGUGGAGUACCGGGGCCAGGCGCAGGCCAUCGAGUUCCUCAAGGAGCAGAUCUCCCUGGCCGAGAAGAAGAUGCUGGACUACGAGACGCUGCAGCGGUCGGAAGCCCAGAGCAAGCAGGAGGCCCAGAGGCUGCGGGAGAAGCUUCUGGUUGUUGAAAGCAGACUCCAGGCUGCCGAGUCCCUGUGCUCGGCCCAGCACACCAACAUGACUGCGUCAAACGACCUUUCUGGGGAGAAGAUUGGGAUGAAGGAGACCGGGGAAGGACUGCAGGACAAGCUAAACAAGAGGGACAAAGAGGUGACAGCCUUGAUGUCCCAGACCGAGAUGCUCAGGGCCCAAGUAAGUGCACUGGAGAGCAAAUGCAGGUCCGGAGAGAAGAAGGUGGACGCCUUGCAGAAGGAGACACAGCGCCUGGAGGCCGAGCUGGGGGCCGUGUCCCGGAAGACCCACGAUGCCUCGGGCCAGCUGGUCCUGGUCAGCCAGGAGCUGCUCAGGAAGGAGCGGAGCCUGAACGAACUGCGAGUGUUGCUGCUGGAGGCUGGUCGCCACUCCCCAGGCCCCGAGAGGGACCUGAGCCGUGAGGUCCACAAGGCUGAGUGGCGGAUCCAGGAGCAGAAACUCAAGGACGACAUCCGGGGCCUGCGUGAGAAGCUGAGCGGGCUGGACAAGGAGAGGGCCCUGUCGGAGCAGAGGCGCUGUUCGCUCAGCGACCCGUCCUCGGCGCCCGAGCUCCUACGGCUGCAGCGCCAGCUGAUGGGCACGGAGGACGCGCUGCGCGCCGCGCUGGACCAGGCUCAGCAGGUGGAGAAGCUCGUGGAGGCCAUGAGGAGCUGCCCCGACAAGGCCCAGGCCCUCGCCAGCUCCGGCUCUGCCAACGGCGUCCACCAGCAAGACCAGGCCCAGGAACAGGAGGACAAGCACUGACCCUGAGGGACACCGUGGAGCGACCCAGUCCACACCACACCUCUCCGGCCUGCCCCAGCAGUGCCCCUUCCAGGCAGGGGCCAGGGCUGUCACUUUGGAGACAAGAACAGUGUUUGUAACAAUAACGUCCCCACCGCCGAGGACAGUCCC
This is a messenger RNA of Ceratotherium simum simum (southern white rhinoceros), 3264 nucleotides long. NCBI's taxonomy places the organism in Eukaryota, Metazoa, Chordata, Mammalia, Perissodactyla, Rhinocerotidae. The record is from RefSeq and is a predicted model, not a curated record.